This is a messenger RNA of Ahaetulla prasina, 7913 nucleotides long. It is a transcript of the gene PXN, whose product is annotated as paxillin. NCBI's taxonomy places the organism in Eukaryota, Metazoa, Chordata, Lepidosauria, Squamata, Colubridae. Gene Ontology annotation, biological process: endothelial cell migration; transforming growth factor beta receptor signaling pathway; substrate adhesion-dependent cell spreading. Bases 167 to 3433 code for a protein of 1088 amino acids. The record is from RefSeq and is a predicted model, not a curated record. The transcript is spliced from 15 exons.
UCUCCUUUCCCCCCCCCUUCAUUUCUCCCCCUCCGCGAUCCAGCUGGCGCCCGCGCGGCGGGGGCGGACCUCGGUGGGCUCGCGGGGACGCGCCCUCGCGCGCUCCCGGGACAGCAGCAGCAGCGGCAGCGGCUCCAGUCGGGGCGGCGGCGGCAGCAGCAGCAACAUGGACGAUCUGGACGCCUUGCUGGCUGAUCUGGAAUCCACUACCUCCCAUAUCUCCAAACGGCCCGUCUUCCUGUCGGAGGAAACCUCGUAUUCCUAUCCAACUGGAAAUCACACCUACCAAGAAGUCUCGUUGCCUCCGCCGGUACCUCCUCCGCCUACCACCGAGGCCUUGAACGGGACCCUCGGCAUCUCUCUGGAGCAAUGGCAGCCGGUCCUUUCGAGAAAUCCUCCCCAGCAGCCACCGUCUCAGUCUCCUAUGUAUAGUUCCAGUGCCUCUGUGCCCAGAGAGUGUGCCAUCUCUCCUUCGCGUGCCAGCGACGAGGAACACGUCUAUAGUUUCCCCAACAAACAGAAGUCUGCGGAACCAUCUCCUACCUUGAUGACUUCUUCCUUAGGCAAUAACCUGUCCGAACUGGACCGGCUCCUCCUGGAAUUGAACGCCGUGCAACACAACCCCCCACCUGCCAGCCCCACAGAUGAGAAUGCAGGAAGCCCUUCGGGGCCCGGUGGGACCGGCUCCCACUACAGCCUCCUGGAGAACACUACCUCUUUGACCGCACAGCCCGCAGCGCCAGGGAUGGAAAAGGCCAAGUGGAACGGGGGGCCGGGGGCGGAAGAAGUCUGCCCCAGCGUGGAGAGUCUUCUGGAUGAACUGGAAAGCUCCGUGCCUAGUCCUGUACCAGCUAUUACUGUGAAUCAAGGAGGGAUGAGCAGUCCCCAGCGAUUCGCCUCCAGCCAGCAACAGACGCGCAUAUCUGCCUCUUCAGCUACCAGAGAGUUGGAUGAGCUCAUGGCUUCCCUUUCAGACUUCAAGACCAGUUCCACCAUCUCUCUGGCCUCCGAGCCUUCCCUACAGCUGCCUUCCGGACCGCCUGACACUCUUCCAUCCCAUACGGUGCUGCUCUGUGCCUCAAAGGCCCGCAGGGCGAACCACGCCGGGCCUGCCCCGGGUUCCGUGGUCCCUCUUGAGUUGGAGGUCCUCCGCAUUGACGAGAAAAGCGGCGGCUUAGCGGUUCCGGAACUUUCUCCCAACGCUUUGCCUCGUCGCCCUGCCGCACCUUGGGCCAAGCCCCCGCUUGGUAAAGCUUCUGCCCCCCGCCCAAGCUCAGAGGGACCCAGCAAAACCCCUCCUGUGAAGUCACAGGUCUCUUCUUCGGAGCCCGAGUUGUUGUGGAUUUGCGCGGAUGGUGCGGCGGCAACUCAAAAACCCGUGGAGCCAGAAGGAGCUCGGAAGGAGGACAACCUGAAGGGCGAAGACAUUCCUUUGCUUCUGAGCAAGGUUUCGAAGACGCCGGCCCCCCAAGAAGAGAGGGCUCUCUUCCACACCAAAGCGUCUUCUUUCAAGGAGAACGGAAUGAGGACUGUGGGUUACGCCAGGCAGAGCAAUUCGGAAACGUCUCUGUUGGCGCCGAGAACGUCCCUCAAGAAGGAUCCCGUCGGCCCACCCGAUCUUUUUAACGUAGAAAGAUGGGAGAGUUUUCCAGGCACCAAAAGCCAACUCGGCUGGGCUGUCCAGCAGGCCUCGAGCCACGGGACCGAAAGCCGAGAUCCGGUGAGGGCAAACAGCUGUCCUGAUGUGGCGGAGAGGGGAUCCAGAAAGAACGGCCUUCCCGACGGCGUCGCGGCCAUGCCAAAGGCUGCCGAACGUGUCCGGGAAGAAGAACCGGACCGUACGAUCGCUGGUCGUACGAUUACCGUGGAGAGAAUGUCCACUUCGAGCCAGAUCAAGUCUGUGAUCAGGAAAACCAAAGAUCUCUCCAACGUGCAUCCCAUGUGCCGCGAUCUCUCGCCGCGACGCAAGCUGGGCCCGGUCCUCAUCCAUAAAACCGUCUCCCAAGACCGCCUGAUCGAAGAGCUCCAAGACCGGCUGGGCAUCAGCAAAGCCGAAGAAGAAGAACUUCCACGGAGCCCCGACGACUGGUUGACCGAGGGGGUCAUCAUCACCUCCACGCCUCAGAAGGACAAAGAUGGUAGACAACGAAUAGAAAAGGUUAUUAUUCCUGCUACGUCACCCCUCCCUCUGAGAAGGACCAUCUCUGUCUCACCUUCUCCUCCACCGCAGCUUCCUAAAAAUGUCUCCAAGGCCGCUGCCGUCAACGCCACUCUUGGCUCUUCUCUUCCAUCUUCUCCUCCUCCUCCGCCACCUCCCUUGCCCGCAUCGCCGCAUAUCCCUCAGCUGCGCUAUGUGCCGUCCGCCCAUCCGACUCAGCCUCCCCUCCCGUGGGAAAUGCUGUUGGAAGAAGUUUCCCCCCAGCAGGCACCGAUUCCCACGCGGCCCACCGGACCGGCCCCUUCCUCCAAAGCCUCGGUGUCGGUUAGCUGUCAAACAGAGGAGGCUCCCUCCUUCCCUCCACCGCAGCAGGUCCUUCCUCUUCCACCUUUGGACCACCUCCUUGCUACUCGACCGCCUACUCCCGAGAAGUUUAUGUCCCAGGGGAAAGGAGCCGGCAGCUAUCCGUCCACCACCCCUCCAAAGCCCGGCAGCCAGCUGGACAGCAUGCUUGGAAGCCUCCAGUCUGACCUGAACAAACUCGGAGUAGCAACGGUCGCCAAAGGCGUAUGCGGAGCGUGCAAGAAACCAAUUGCCGGACAGGUGGUCACAGCCAUGGGGAAGACAUGGCACCCCGAGCAUUUCGUUUGCACCCACUGCCAGGAGGAGAUCGGCUCUAGGAACUUCUUUGAGCGCGACAGCCAGCCUUACUGCGAGAGGGAUUAUCACAACCUCUUUUCGCCUCGCUGUUACUACUGCAACGGUCCCAUCCUGGAUAAAGUGGUGACGGCUUUGGACAGGACAUGGCACCCCGAGCAUUUCUUCUGCGCGCAGUGCGGAGCCUUCUUUGGCCCUGAAGGCUUCCACGAGAAGGACGGCAAAGCCUAUUGCCGCAAAGAUUACUUCGAUAUGUUCGCGCCCAAAUGUGGCGGCUGCUCCCGGGCCAUCUUGGAAAACUAUAUCUCGGCCUUGAACACCCUCUGGCACCCCGAGUGUUUCGUCUGCCGGGAAUGCUUCACUCCGUUCGUCAACGGCAGCUUCUUCGAACACGACGGGCAGCCCUACUGCGAAGUGCAUUACCACGAACGCCGCGGCUCGCUCUGCUCCGGAUGCCAGAAGCCCAUCACGGGCCGCUGCAUCACCGCCAUGGCUAAGAAAUUUCACCCGGAACACUUUGUCUGCGCCUUCUGUCUCAAGCAACUCAACAAGGGGACCUUCAAAGAGCAGAACGACAAGCCGUACUGCCAGAACUGCUUCCUGAAACUCUUCUGCUGAGGGUCCUCUCGCCAUCCGUGGCGUCUCCUGCCAGGAAACCCUUUGCCUUGUUUUGCGGCGGGUCGUCCCACCUCCAGCAACUUGAGCGGGUUGAUGUAGGAGAUGAGGAAGAAGAGGAAUUGUGUGUAUGUGUGUGUGUGUGUGUGAAUGAGAUGCUCGCGGCUGCUCUGGGAAGGUGGAUGAUCAUCCAAAGAGAAGAGGCACCAAGGGACUUAUGGAGGUUGGAUCUACUCCAACUUCUCCUCCCUUGGAGAAGAGAGGGAACCAUACUUCCCGGGAUUCUGAGCCAGCUUCGCUUUUGGGAUUUGGGGAGCUCUGGUGCCAUGACGUAGGGAUGCUAAGAUGCCAAGGUUUUUUUAGAAGACGUCCAAGCCUGAAGAGAUAUUUGAGUAGGAAGAUGGGUCUUCAUGAACAUCUGAGAGCCAUGAAGGACCGUUGAGUGGGUUUGGUGGACAGGGGGUGUUAGGAGACAAACCGGGUGAGGAAAAAAGAACAAAAGUUUUCCCAAAGAGAAGUGGAAUCUCCAAACUUGGUAAUGUGUUAAGACGUGUGGACUUUUAAAUUCCCAGAAUUGUUGCGGCCUGCUAGCGGCCAGCAGAGGUGGUAGCAGAUUUGGACAGUGAGGAGGUUGGGGAGGAACGUGGUCCAGUCCUGGAGUCUGGGGAAGGCUCGGACGAAGGCUUUGAGUCAGAGGCAGAGAGGGGGCCAAGGCCAUCUGGUAGUUCUUGGCUGCCUCCGGAGCCGGACAUCAGCAAGGCAGAAGAACAGCAGGAGCCUGUUCCCAGUGUGUGCAUGCGCAGAGCUGCCAGGAGACAGGAACAAUUAAGAAAACAGGGUCAACUUGGGAGUAAGGCUUGGAGAUGUUUGGCCCCUCCCAUAAGACAUAAAAGAGAAGCGAAUGGAAUGUGAGCUUUUGGAGGAAGCAAUUAGUUCAUCUGGUCGGUAAAAGCUCUGGAAAAGUUCUGUUUGACUCUGUGCUAAGUUUGGCCUUGCCCUGCCUUGGCUAUUAGUUCUCUGACAGCAUUCCAAGGGAGAUAAGGUGUGUGUUUGUAGACCCUCCCCUAAUAGACUGUUGGAGAAGCCUUUCCGACUGGGAAGGACAAUAAUUCACAGCCAUUUGAAUUAAAGAGGUUUGCCGGGACUAAGUUUGUGCUCUUUACUUUCUAAGAAAGCCUAGGUCAGAACAGUAAUUCUCCCACCAACCAUAGGGAAUUCUGGGAGUUUGAAGUCCACAAAUCUUAAAAGUUGCCAGGUUUGGAGUCCCCUUGAGAGAGAGAGAGAGGAUGAAACCGCAGAGUUUCUCCGUUGGGUUGCAAAUUUCCAGAUGGAGAGAGGGCUGUCCGAAGCUUUUAGACAAGGGUCUGACCUACAGGUAGUCCUCGAGUUACAACCGUUUGUUUAGCCACCGUCCAAAGUUACCACUGCGCGGUUUUAAAAGAAGCCGAUCUUCACAGUGAACCACCCUUGCACAUUCUCGCCAUCAUGGACGCAAAUUGUGGGCGCUUGGCAUCUGGCGCGUAUAGGUAGUUCUCGACUUACAACAGUUCAUUUAGGGACCGUUCAAAGUUAUAACAGUGCUGAAAGUCACCUACGACCAUUUUUCACACUUAACGCCCAUGUGCAGCGUUCCCAAUUUGGGCGCAUGGCAACUGAUUAACACUUAUGACGUGCCAGGGUCAUAUGAUCCCACUUUGCGACCGCCUGAUAAGCAAGAGUCCACGGGGCAGUCGAAUUCACUUAACAACCAUGUUAAGCGCAGCAAUUCCCUUAACAACUGUGGCAAGGAAAGUCAUAAAAUGAAGCAAAAAUUCACUUCCCCAAUGUCUCACUUAGCCACAGAAAUAUUGGGCUCAAUUGCGGUCGUAAGUCGAGGACUACCUGUACUUAAAAUGGUUGCAGCUUCCCGGGGUCAUCUGAACGCCUCUUGCAACCUUCCCAGCCGGUUUCCAGGAAGCAAACUCAAAAGGGGGAAGCCGGAUUGACUUAACAACCGAGCGAUUCACUUAACAACCGAGUGAUUCACUUAACAACCGAGUGAUUCACUUAACAACCAGGUGCAAAAUGGUUGUAAAAUUGGCUGCCUUGCUGGAGCAAUAGAAAUCCUGAUCUUGAUUCUCGUCGUAAGUCGAGGAGUUCUAGUUAUAUUUCGUGGUUCCACCCGAAAGACUUGAGACGUGUAAAAAAAACCCACGAAUUUUGACUUUUUUGAUUCUUCUCCAGCCCGUCUCUCGUGCCUGUGUAAGAUUCUCCCCAGACACGACCUUCUGAGCAAUAAUUUCAACACUUUUUAUAACGAUUUCAUAAAACUUUUGGUGUUCUGCUGGCGCCUUUUCCCUUCCUUCUGGGCUAUUUUUUGAUUGUGAGAAAACACAAACCUUUUUGCUAUUUCAGCCGAAUGCUGUGUGUUUGGGUGAGGAAUAUGGUGUGGGGUUUUUGUUUUUUUUUAACACUGGGUCUUGAAUGCAUAACAAAACAAGAAGCUUUUUAAAUCUCUUAUAUGGAAAUUUUAGUUUUAUGAACAAUUUUUCGACGGAUGCUUUUUUAUAAGUAUCUGGGGUUUUUUUUUCCCCCCGGGCAGGACCCUCCUAAUUGUUGGUUCCUGUCUUUAUGAGCCUUGACGCUUUCUUAAAACCAACUAUUAAUUAUAUAUAAAUAUAUAUAUAAAUAUAUAUAAAUCCUUUUUUUUUUAAACCGGGGUGGGGUGUCGGAGAAGUGGAGGAAUCUGUUAGGAGUGUGUGUAUAUUUUCUUUUUCUUUUUUUCUUCUCUUUUUUUUUGCUUAUUAAGUAGCUUCGUACGGAUCAGGGUUCAACUGGAAUGGAUUUUGUAAAAAAAAAAUUAAGCCAAGACGAGAGAAAGACGCGUUCGUCUUGCUUCCUCCUGGAUUUUCAAAACAGCCUUAAGUCGCUUCAAAAAUUUUAGCAAGGGGUUCUCUGCCCGAUUGCUGGGUGGGCGUGGCCAUGGUCUAGUCAGGCUCCUGCACCACGGCUGGCGGGGUGUUUGGCGUUUUUGCCCUCCCCGGACACUGGAGGCUUUCCUCAAACGUCCGGGAGGGCCAAAACGGCCUCCCCAGGCUCUGGAAGUCAGAAACGGGCCCGUUUCGGCCUUCCUGAACUUCUGCUAGGCCUGUUUUUUGUCCUCCGCGAGACUCCGCAUGUGCCCUGAACUUAACCUGCAUACAAAACAGGCUGCGUGGAGACUCCUGGGAGGGGCAGGGUGGGGCCAGCCGGGAGUGGGAUUUGCGGGUUCUCCAAACUGCACAGAAUCUUAGCUAGAGGUUCUUGCGAACCCCCAGCAGCUCCACCCCUGCCUUACGUUCACUGAAAAAGCACACGUAUUAAGAUAUUCGCCUUUACGUUCUGAUGUCUAUUUCAAAUGUUGCUGUUGGGGUGUGGUUCGCCACGUAGAUUUUUACCCUUUGACGGAUAGAAAUUUUCAUUUCUUUUGCACCACUGGUUCGGGGUCCUUGAUGAUAGAGACAAGCUAGGAGGACGGGGGGGGUGUCUCUUGGGGGGGAUCUUCUUUUAGGAUCAAACUGGGGAUAUCCUCCCCCAUCUUCUGUGGAAAUCGGUUGCUGCUGGGGAAAAAAUGUCCUGCGCUGUGCCGUGCAGCGGAGUCUUCCAUGCAUUUUUGCACGGAGUCUCCGAUAAUUUCUUUUUUAAGGGAGAGAGGUUUUUUCAAAGCCUGAGAGGCGGUUGGUGGUUAAGACAUUGGGUUUCUCAGCUGGAAAACCAGCAGCCCGGGGUUCGAGACCCGAGCGCCGCGCGACGGGGUGAGCUCCCGUCCUCGCCUCAGCUCCUGUCCACCUAGCAGUUCGAAAGCACGCGAGUGCGAGUAGAUCAAUAGGUACCACUUCGGUGGGAAGGGAACAGUGCUCCGUGACGUCAUGCUGGCCGCACGACGGCGGAAUUGUCUUUGGACAGCGCUGGCUUCAACAGCCUUGAAACGGGGAUGAGUCGGCAACGAAUAGUGGAAUAAAAUCUGUAGGGAUUCUAUUACCGUUCCUUUCCUUUUAUUUUUAUUUUGCUUCCAAAGCCUGAAUUUGGGCUGAAGGUUCUUUCAAAAUCCCGGCUGUUUUGUUUUGCUUUCAACAUGAGAAUGGUUUGAUCUAUUAGGAAUUUAAAAAAUGUGCCUUUUCCCUCGUUUUCUGUGCUUUUUAAAGAACAUUUCCCAUCUUUUGGGGUGGAUCCUAUGCUACUGUAGCUUUGGCAAUAUAGGCAGUUUUUAAAAAAAAAUUUUUUUCCUGUGCUUCACUCCUUUUAAAAACAACAACAACCAUAACUCUUAAGUGCCUCAAAAUGAAGUGGGUCUUGGUGAAAACUUCAGCUGUUGUGCUCAGGAAGAGAAGGGGAGGUUUUCCUGUGGAAUUAUAUUUCUCUCCCCCCCCCUCUCCAUUUUCUGUAUUCCUUUUUUUGCAAUGUGUUGUUCCCCCUCUUCUUAAUAGUCCCUGUGAUGAUGCUAAAUAAAAGAUUUGAAGACAGA